Messenger RNA from Polyodon spathula (Mississippi paddlefish), 3083 nucleotides. RefSeq names its product SH2 domain-containing protein 4A-like. NCBI's taxonomy places the organism in Eukaryota, Metazoa, Chordata, Actinopteri, Acipenseriformes, Polyodontidae. The transcript is spliced from 10 exons. The record is from RefSeq and is a predicted model, not a curated record. Gene Ontology annotation, cellular component: cytoplasm. The coding region runs from base 890 to 2170 and encodes 426 amino acids.
CUGUGACUCGUGUCUCAUGAUUAAUUCAUAGAUCCUUUAUUCGGUUCAUUUUUCCAGAUGAUGAUAAGUCGACAGCAAUUGUGACACUCUUUAUACAGAAUACCAUAUAUGCUUGCAUCGCAAGUAAAUUUAAUAAUCCAUUAUUGAGGUUUAAACAAAUGUUUAAACCUUUGUAACCUCAAUGAGUUUAUUCAACUCCUUUUUUUUGCAAAUAACAAAAAUUGUGAAUUUGUUGAAACCAAACCCUUGGAUCUGAAGGUCUUUUUUGUUGUUUUGAGUGAAAGGUAUACUGGGCACAAACAUAAAUUACCACUGGGAGGAAAGAUUAGUACAGCAUAUGACAGAAAUGAAAUAGCUCACGAAUGGCUCAGUAACGGCUUUGCUGGAUGUAAUGGAUUACAGUAUAGAAUGAUUAGACAGUUUGGCCCUGGAUCUUGCCUUCCAGUUCCAAUUGGAUUCACCCUCAAUUGAGGUCAACCAAGGCCAGGUGGCAGAGGACCAUUGACCGCUGGGAUUGGAGAUGCAGUUGUGAAGGAGGCAAUGGGGAAGCGAAGGAGAAAGACUUCCAGGACAUUUUGUAAAAGGGUUGGCAGGAUGAUCAUUGCUCCCUUGGUGAAAGAUUACCUAAUGGUGGCAGUUAUGUACCUAAUGAGUGUCCAGUGCACUGGCUUCAAAUCUUCAACUGCAGAGACAAAUAUAUCGGCUCAACCCAGCCCGAAUGAAACAACCUCCAUGAGGAUAUGAUAAUAAGUUACAAAAUUGAGCUGUAGUUUUUACAGCCUUCAGUUCCUGCCAUUAUUUCUCAGCGUGUUGAAUAAAGCGUCUACUGUCGUCCCACGCUGUGUUUUUAGAAGACUUUGAAGCAGGCUUGAGCUGCGUGGCUGUUACCAUGUUGGAGCAGAUUUUGGCUGAUAUGUGGAUUGAGCCGGAACUCUUGGCUGAGCUAAAUGAAGAACAAAAACAGAUCCUCUUCUUUAAGAUGAGGGAAGAGCAAGUUCGGAAAUGGAAGGUAAAAGAGGCCCUGCUGGAGAAAGAGCAGUCGCUCAAGAAGAAAUCAAAGAAAGCCAAUGGAAAGUCAGUGAAAUGGCUGCUGGGUUCAGACAAUGAUGUGUGGGUUUGGGUAAUGGGAGAACACCUUCAAGACAGAACUUACGACGAGAUCUGUGAUGACAUCAUGGCAGAGAGAGCACGCCAGCAAGCACAGCGAGAGGCAGAGGAGGUCAGGAGAAAGAACAAGGAGGAGCUGGAUAAAAGAUUUUCCAAUGCGCUGUCCCUGGAGCCCCAGAUGGACAGCUCUCUAGACAGCUGGAAGAAGGCGGCUCUUGAGGAAAAGCAAGCCAGACUAAGUGAGGCUGCUGAACAGAAGAGAACCGAAUUGGAAUUAAAGAUGAGGGAGGAAGAAGAGAGACGGCAACAUGAGGAAAAACUGAAACGAUUAGAGGAAGAGAGAACCCAGAGGAUUUAUAUGGACCUCAGGGAAGUCCAACAAUCCGUGGAGAAGAGUGAAGACAAGGAGUGGCAGGAGUCUCUGAGGAAGUCUAAGGCAGCAGAUGUGCAAAGGAGGUUUAUUGCGAAACAAGCAAGAGAUGACCACAAGCGUCACUCGCUGAAGGCUGUCAAGCAUGGUACAGUGGCGGCCAUGUCAAAGGCAUUUGGUGGUGGAAAGCCUCUUCCACCAAAACCGAAGCCAAGAAAUAACACCCACAAUGAUCAUGUGACUGGAAGUAAAGCAGGACUUCGGAGGACACUCUCUACCUCGACCCGAGAGGUCAUCAUCAGGUGGUUUAAAGAAGAGCAGAUCCCACGUCGAGCUGGUUACGAAAAGCACAGUGAGCGUAUUGCACCCUGGUUUCAUGGCAUCAUAUCGAGAGAGGAGGCAGAGGAUCUGCUCCGCUCAAAGGGGCAAGGAUCCUUUCUGAUCCGAGUCAGUGAGAAGAUUAUGGGCUAUGUGCUUUCCUACCGAUGCCAAGACAGUUUCAAACAUUUUCUCAUCGAUGCCUCUGAGGAUUCCUACUGUUUUCUUGGCGUCGAGCAGUUGGUGCAUUCAACACUGUCUGAUCUUGUUGAGUAUCACAAGGUGGAGCCAGUUUCUAUUAUGGGAAGAGAACAGCUUCUUGAACCCUGUGGACAGAUGGGGAAUUGCCUGGAUUACUCUGAUCUUUUUCAAUGACAGAUAUGUAAAACAUGCCAUGCAGGGAUUAAGGUCAAAUCACCGGCUUCUGUGGUUUUAGAAUUUUGUACUUGUGAUCAUACACUUCUCUACCAAAGUACCAUACCUGUUCUUAUAAAGUAAUCUUUUACCCGGAUGCAAAGGCUAGAGGUAAAAAAUUGUAUUUACUGUCUUCAAAAGGUAGGUUAGUGGCUUUUUACAGAGUCUGGUGGAAAUAACUAAUAUUGCAUAGUAGUUUCAUUCAUUCCAGGUUUUACUUCACGCUUGAUUAGCCACAGUCUAUAGGUAACAAGCUCGGGUGUCUUAACAUAGUAAAACCAAUAAUGGAUUAAACUACUAUGCAACAGGAGUCUUUAUUUCCAUCCCUGUUACUGUGUGAUCUACUACUAUUUUGUUUUUAAACGGCAAACUAAAAAAAAGUUGUACUGUGCAAACCAAUACGAUCAUACAUAUACAAAAUAUACGUAGGCAGUAAAAAAUAAAUAAUUAACCUGUUAAGGCCUUAAUGGUAGAAUGAAGGUUGACUCUGUAGUUCUGAAGUAUCGCAGCCAAGUAAGCUAUCUGUGUAUACAAAGGUUUCAUUUUUACUUUCGACACGUCAAUAUCGUACUGACAUUGCGUGUUAGUGUUACUUUUAUGUCAGUGCUGUUUUCUACUAAAGAAGGUUUAGUGGUGAAUACCUAUUUUAAUAUCAAUUUUGUGAUUGGUCAUGGUCAUUCAAAUGCAAUUUUAUUAAAAAAAAAAAUUAAAAUAAAAAUGGGGCAAUUUAUUGUGUACAUAAUGUAUGGUAAGUGAAGAGCACGUGUCUGAAUAACUGACUGGACUGAAAAACAAAUGUGUAUUAGAUGUGUGAUUUAAAUGAGUAAUGUUUUUAAUAUCACGAGUAUAUCAUUUAAUAAAGAUAUGAACACAA